Messenger RNA from Pundamilia nyererei, 2280 nucleotides. RefSeq names its product multiple epidermal growth factor-like domains protein 8. Lineage: Eukaryota; Metazoa; Chordata; Actinopteri; Cichliformes; Cichlidae. Gene Ontology annotation, cellular component: Golgi apparatus. The record is from RefSeq and is a predicted model, not a curated record. Gene Ontology annotation, molecular function: protein binding. The transcript has 11 exons. The annotation marks the transcript as partial.
UAUUACAUAAUGAAGAAUUACUCUCAAGAAUGACUGAUUUUUUUAGGGUCUGCAGCAACCAACGAUUGCGCAUCUGGAUUUGGCCGAGCCGCUCCCACUAGCUAGCGGACAGGCUAGCAGAGCAGAAUGUUGUAGCGCUCUCCUCUGCAGUGAAUCCGAUUUAGCUUAGCUACCCUUUCGUAAACUGUAUGUGUGAUAUUUUAAUGCAAUACCACAGAUGUGGAGUAUCGUCCUUUCACCUUAUGUUUGUGUUGUAUGAUUUCUGGAGUCUUAAUGUUUGCGAGCUACUUCCCUUUGCAAAUGGGGCUAUCACUUGUUAGCAAAAUCAGCAUAAGAAUUUUUUCAGUGGCUUUUCUUGAGUCUGGCAAUUUGUAGUAAUCCUUGUAAUCUGAUUAAGCCUGAUUGGUUGUUACUGCAGGGUGAAUGUCAUUGCAGUUGACAUAUGACUCAUAGCACUUUAAAUUGGACCCUUUCAGUGGCAUAAAACUGCACAGCGAGACCUGAGAACAACUAGGGGGACUAGGAUUGCGCUUUGAUGUUCAUAAGACAUUCCCUUGUAUCCAGUUAGCAUAGUUUAGUUGUUAUAUGUGGUCGAUAAACUUAACAUAAGACAUAUAUGGUCUUCAUAUAUGCUGCAAAUGUUUUAAGGCCUGUUAUUAGGAGACCAACAUCCACCUUGCUCUUUCCCUUUCCAUCUUUCAGGCAGUGCCAGUGAUGGCCUCCCCCCUCCCUGUCUCCUUUAUCCUGGUGGUUCUCCUGUUGGUCAAGUCACCUGUGUGCCAGGCAGGGGACUGCAGGGGCCACAGGCAGGUUUUGAGGGGACCACGUGGCUAUGUGACAAGUGGAGGAGGAGGAAACUACUCUGCCAAUGGGAAUUGCGAGUGGCUCAUCAAAGCUCCCACCAACAGUCACCGCAUUGUCUUGGAUUUCACCUUCAUGAACACAGAGUGUACUUAUGACUACCUUUUUGUGUAUGAUGGGGACUCCUACCAAAGCCCCCUGCUAGCCAGUCUGAGUGGUAGCAUGGCACCCCAGCCCAUUGAAGCAAAGUCUGGCAAGAUGCUGCUUCAUUUCUUCAGUGACAGUAAUUACAACCUCCUGGGUUUCUUUGCAUUUUACACCAUCUCUUUGUGCCCUGGAGCGUGUGGCGGUCAUGGUCGUUGUGAUUCCUCUACAUCAAAGUGCCAUUGUCACCAGGGUUGGGGUGGGCCCUCGUGUACAACUCCUCUGUGCACUCAAGCUUGUUCUGUGAACGGCCAGUGUGACAAGAAAGGAGAGCGUUGUCUGUGUAAGCCAGGCUUUGUGGGUCAAAACUGCCAGCUUGGUCUCUAUAAUGACAGCGGUGCAGGGAAGUGGUGGCGUGUGAGUGAAGAAAACCCCUACACACCUCCCAGGACAGGUUCUGCAGGCGUGUACCUCUCCUCCACAGGAGCCAUGUACCUGUUUGGCGGAUUUGAUCUGAACAGAGCUCUUGGUGACUUGAUCAAAUACAAUUUUACAUCCAACCAAUGGGAAAGCAGGUCUUAUGGUCAUUCACCUGUAACAACUGGCCCAAGAGAGCGAGCUUUCCAUUCAGCCACUGUCAUCGGAAACUACAUGGUUGUCUACGGAGGAAAUGUGCACAUUCAUUUCCAUGAGGAAAAGUGCUAUGAUGAGGAAAUCUUUUUCUACCAUCUGGGUUGUCACCAGUGGGUCUCGGCAAAGGAGAAACUCAGUGGUGAUGCUGUGAGGGGGCGUUACUCACAUGUUGCUGCAGUGAUGGAGGGACGAGUGUUGCUGGUUGCUGGAGGUUACAGUGGCAUUGCGCGUGGAGACCUUGUGGCUUACAAAGUUCCCCUUUUUGUCAGUAGCGACCAAGGUGACAGGGAUGCUGUUUGUGCUGAGGCAGUAGAUGAAAAUAUGUGCCUGAAGAACCCAGAGUGCAGCUGGUGUGAAGGCCGCUGUCGAGAGUACCAGCCCACUAACCCGUGUGGAAGUACUGGUUGCUUGGGCCUUGCUCGCUUCCUGUCUGACUGCCAGUCCUGUCUGGUGUUCAGUGGCACUCCAGCUUCUCUGGCCCGUGCCCCUGGUGAAUUUGGCUGGUGUGUUCAGAAUGAGUCUUGCCUACCAGUGUCAGAGCGAAGUGCGUGCCGUGUGGACCAGAUCUCAGGGGCGUACGGCUGGUGGGGGGAGCGUACCCUUUUCCUAACCUCCCUCCACUCCUGUCGCACCGAGAACUAUGUCCCGGGACUGCACCUGCUCACCUUCCAGCACCCCCGCAACGACUCCCAGCCUGACCAG